AUGGUCGGUGACAUUGCAAGAGCUGCUCCUAUUUCAAAGUUCCCUGUGUGGCAAAGAGAACUAUUCAGUGCAAGGGACCCACCAAGAAUCACUUUCCCACACCACGAAUACGAGGAUGAAUCCCAACAUUGCAACAAAGAAACAUGGGACAGCCACGAAAUGGCCCACGAGUCAUUUUUGUUUGGGCCCAAAGAGAUUGCAUUCCUUCGGAAUAAUCACCUUCCUCACCACCUAAGGAAAUGCUCCACUUUUGAGAUACUCUCUGCUUGUUUGUGGAAAUGUCGCACCAUAGCACUUGGGAUGAACCCAAAUGAGACAGUGGGCUUGUCACCAUUUAUCACAGCUCCUCGUGGUAAAGUGGGCCUGCAAGUGCCCAAUGGGUACUACGGCAAUGCCUUUGCCUUCCCGAUGGCGAUUUCCGAGGCAGGGCUUUUGUGUCAAAACCCGUUGGGGUAUGCAUUGGGCUUGAUUAAAAAGGCCAAGGCCCAAAUGAGUGCUGAGUACGCGAGUUCGAUAGCGGAUCUUAUGGUUCUCAAGGGCCGGCCCAUGUAUAAAACAAGAGGAAACUACCUUAUUGGGGACACUACUCAUGUGGGGUUCUCUGAUGUGGAUUUUGGGUGGGGGAGUCCCAUCUAUGGAGGGCCUGCAGGGGCUAUACCCUUUGUUAGCUUCUUUGGACGGUUUACAAACAGUGAAGGAGAAGAUGGAAUUGUGGUGCCAAUUUUGUUGCCACACCAUGUUAUGAAGAGAUUUCUCUAUGAGUUGGUGAAGAUUAUAACUAAGGACCCAGUGGAAAAGUCUUGUAACAAAUUGGCAAAAAGGUCCAUGCUGUAA
Molecule: messenger RNA, 834 nt
Organism: Cajanus cajan (pigeon pea)
Lineage: Eukaryota; Viridiplantae; Streptophyta; Magnoliopsida; Fabales; Fabaceae
Product: alcohol acyl transferase 1 allele GSc
Molecular function (GO): acyltransferase activity, transferring groups other than amino-acyl groups
Source: RefSeq, a predicted model, not a curated record